Molecule: messenger RNA, 6155 nt
Organism: Sinocyclocheilus grahami
Lineage: Eukaryota; Metazoa; Chordata; Actinopteri; Cypriniformes; Cyprinidae
Product: diacylglycerol kinase eta-like
Exons: 27
Coding region: 387-3299 (970 amino acids)
Biological process (GO): phospholipase C-activating G protein-coupled receptor signaling pathway
Cellular component (GO): plasma membrane
Molecular function (GO): protein binding; ATP-dependent diacylglycerol kinase activity
Source: RefSeq, a predicted model, not a curated record
GCGUGAAGGAAGGGCUGCUUCUGAAACAGACAAGCUCGUUCCAGCGUUGGAAAAAGCGUUAUUUCAAAUUGCGGGGACGGACGCUAUACUAUGCCAAGGAUGCCAAGGCGGGUGGCGUUUUGGCCCGCUGGCAGUAUCGGGUCUCUCGUAGCCGCGUGUGCUGGAGGGUGCUUUCCGUCUGCUGGACCGGGGCCCGACAUCCGCCGCCUGCUCUUGGUGCCAGUGGAUCGGAGGAAGGCUUGGUGGCGAUUCGGUCUCUUAUUUUCGAUGAGGUGGAUCUUUCAGAUGCCAGUGUUGCCGAAUCAAGCACAAAGAAUGUCAACAACAGUUUCACGGUAAUUACACCGUUCCGAAGGCUUAUCCUGUGCGCCGAGAACAGGAAAGAAAUGGAGGACUGGAUCAGCUCGCUGAAAUCGGUUCAGUCCAGAGAGCAUUACGAGACGGCACAGUUUAAUGUGGAACAUUUCUCAGGGAUGCACAACUGGUAUGCCUGCUCCCACGCUCGCCCUACCUUCUGUAACGUCUGUCGGGACAGCCUCUCAGGGGUCACUUCUCAUGGCCUCUCUUGUGAAGUGUGUAAAUUCAAGGCCCACAAAAGAUGCGCAGUCAGGGCCACCAACAACUGCAAAUGGACAACGUUGGCCUCUAUCGGCAAGGACAUCAUUGAGGACGAGGAUGGGAUUGCGAUGCCACACCAAUGGCUGGAAGGCAACCUGCCUGUCAGUGCUAAGUGUGCCGUUUGCGACAAAACCUGUGGCAGUGUGCUGCGCUUGCAGGAUUGGCGUUGUUUGUGGUGCAAAGCCAUGGUGCACACGGCAUGCAUGGAUCUCUACCCCCGCAAAUGUCCCCUCGGCCAGUGCAAAGUGUCCAUCAUCCCCCCUACCGCCCUCAACAGCAUCGACUCGGACGGUUUUUGGAAGGCCACCUGUCCCCCAUCAUGCGCUAGUCCACUCCUCGUGUUUGUCAACUCAAAAAGCGGAGACAACCAAGGGGUCAAAUUCCUGCGUCGCUUCAAACAGCUGCUCAAUCCCGCUCAGGUCUUUGACCUGGUCAAUGGUGGACCUCAUUUAGGCCUUCGCUUGUUCCAAAAGUUCGACAACUUCCGAAUCCUCGUGUGCGGUGGAGAUGGAAGCUUACAGAUAUCUGGUUAUGAGGAUUCAGUGGCUGCUCAUCUCACGAAGAUCCUGAACUCAGAUAAGCACUCAGUGGUCAUAUCUUCAUCAAAGGUGUUGUGUGAGACGGUGAAGGAAUUUGUUGCCAAAGUUGGGAAGUGUUAUGAGAGAAACAGUGACAGUACAGAGGAAGCUGAUGCACUUGGCCUCAAAUGUGCGAUACUGAACGAGAAGCUGGACUCCCUCCUGCAGACGCUGAAUUUGGAGGCGCAGGCCAUGACACCCUCAGCCCUCACCACGCCACCCAUCGUGGAGGAGGAGGUGGAGGAGGAGGAGCUGGAGGAGGAGGAGGAUCUGAGUGAAGAGUCUUUAACGGAGCUGAAGGAGAAUGAGACUGAGAAAGGCUCUGCUCAUAAGCUCUUCAGACCCCGCGAGCAGCUCGUGCUGAGAGCCAACAGCCUGAAGAAAGCGCUCAGACAGAUCAUCGAGCAGGCAGAGAGAAUGGUGGAUGAGCAGAACGCUCACACGGAGGAGCAGGAGCUGCAGUCUCCCACUGACUUCAGGAAGGACAGUGAGGAGGAAAACCGAGACAACGAGAAGGACGAGGACACUAAAGAACUGGAAGCUCUGCCCUGGUUAGUGCUGCCCUCUAGUGACAAACUCAUUAUAUGUGACGGGCAGUACAUCCCACUCCCCAGUCUCCAGGGAAUCGCUGUGCUGAACAUCCCCAGCUACGCCGGGGGAACCAACUUCUGGGGCGGCACCAAAGAGGAUGACAUAUUUUGUGCCCCUUCAUUCGAUGACAAAAUUUUGGAAGUGGUCGCUGUGUUUGGUAGUAUGCAGAUGGCUGUCUCGAGGGUGAUCAAACUGCAGCAUCACCGUAUUGCACAGUGUCGCACGGUGAAGAUCACCAUCCUGGGAGAUGAAGGAGUGCCGGUCCAGGUGGAUGGAGAAGCCUGGAUUCAACCUCCUGGAGUCAUCAAGAUUCAGCACAAGAACCGGGCCCAGAUGCUGACAAGAGACAGGUGUGACGGGCAGUACAUCCCACUCCCCAGUCUCCAGGGAAUCGCUGUGCUGAACAUCCCCAGCUACGCCGGGGGAACCAACUUCUGGGGCGGCACCAAAGAGGAUGACAUAUUUUGUGCCCCUUCAUUCGAUGACAAAAUUUUGGAAGUGGUCGCUGUGUUUGGUAGUAUGCAGAUGGCUGUCUCGAGGGUGAUCAAACUGCAGCAUCACCGUAUUGCACAGUGUCGCACGGUGAAGAUCACCAUCCUGGGAGAUGAAGGAGUGCCGGUCCAGGUGGAUGGAGAAGCCUGGAUUCAACCUCCUGGAGUCAUCAAGAUUCAGCACAAGAACCGGGCCCAGAUGCUGACAAGAGACAGGGCAUUUGAAAACACGCUGAAGUCUUGGGAGGAUAAACUGAAAUACGACAAGCCUCCGCUGAGGCCGCCCCUGUAUCCUCAGCACUCUGUGGAUCUGGCCACAGAAGAGGAGGCCACGCUCAUCCAGAUGUGCGCUCGAGCUGCAGAGGAUCUCAUCACCAGGAUCUGUGAGGCUGCCAAAAACUACCAACUCCUCGAGCAGGAGCUGGCCCACGCCGUCAACGCCUCCUCACACGCCAUCAACAAAACACACCCCAAGUUCCCCGAGAGCCUGACAAGAAACACUGCCAUUGAGGUGGCCAGCACCGUGAAGGCCCUGCACAAUGAGACUGAGUCGCUGCUAGUAGGACGAGUGCCAUUGCAACUGGACCCUCCGCAUGAAGAGCUGCUGUCCAGUGCCCUGCAGAGCGUUGAGGUUGAACUGGGCAAGCUGGCUGAGAUCCCCUGGCUCUACCACAUCUUACAGCCCAAUGACGAGGAGGAUAAUUCGCUUGAGUACGGAAAAAGAAACAGUCGGAGUGGCAUGUUUCGCAUAGUGCCAAAGUUCAAGAAAGAGAAAGCCCCAAAGAAGUCCAGCCCACAGUCAGUUCAGAGGUGGGGCACUGAGGAGGUGGCCGCCUGGCUGGAGCAGCUCAGCUUGGGAGAAUACAAAGAGACCUUCAUCCGCCACGACAUCCGCGGCUCCGAGCUCCUGCACCUGGAGAGGAGAGACCUCAAGGAUCUGGGGAUCUCGAAGGUGGGUCAUAUGAAGAGAAUUCUCCAGGGCACUAAGGACUUGGCCAAGAGUUCGAUGGUGGACCUGUGAGAGACAUCAACACACAUUCCGUUCGUGAGAGAAGAGGAGUUGCAGAGGGAGCUCCGGAGUGGGAAGUGCUUUGCUGUCGUGGAUCUCUGUAAGAAUAGCUUGUAGAAAAGCUAGGGAUGUUUGUUUUCGAGCAAGUGCUGGUGCCAAAACGACAAGGAUUGUGUCCCAAGACUUUUAGACCCAUAGUAAAGCCAUUCCUCCCUUAUCGCAUCGACGGCACAAUCAGGUAUGCAAUUCUCAUCGUGCACGUGACCUCUGGCCUCUAUUACAGAUUCCAAAUCAAGUAGCAGAACAGGACUUCCAAACCGAGAGGAGAGGAGCACAUGGCCUCUGAGUAGCUCACUGGCUCUUUGCCUUGCGGUAGAUGGCAACAAUAGGAGGGCGAUGUGAUGUGUCAGCAAUAUUCUGCUUUUGACAGCACUGUUUACAUUUUAAGGAGACGGGAAAAAGACUGCUGGAGUAUCGCAAUCAUAGUAGUGCGGCGGUGCAGUCUAGGAAAGGUCAAAGGGGGUUUUCUUCGCCAGUGACAUACUGAUGCAUGGUAUGCUUGCUAUAUUUGGAUAGCUGUUUUACUGCAUGAUCUGCGUCUUGUUUUUUAUUGUACAAAUUUACACUUGAACAAGUUUUAUAUGAAUUUAGUAUAAUGCCAUUUGUUACUACUGAAGCAUCCCUUUGGUCUAAGUAGACUGCUGAUUUAUUUCUAUUUAUCUGUCUGCAUGGAAACCUUGUGUCAAAGCAGUGUCAUGUGCCAUAUUUAUUGUCAGAUGAACUUUAUUGGUAAGAAAUGUUUUAAUCUUACAGUAGGACGUUAGGUAAGUCGGUGAAAUAAGUACCAAAGCGAAUGUCCCCUGGUUUAUGUUCUUUAAAACAUUUCAAGUUUAGUUUUCCCCGCAAAUGGUCAAAUCUGAAGUAGUUCAGAAAAACAUGAACAAGGCGUCUCUUUGUAGCUUAAAACGUAUUAUUAUACAUUAGUUGAAAUAGGACUUCUAUUGUUUUGAAUAAGAAAUUGCAGUUGACCUGCAACAUUACAUAGUUGAUAUUUACUGAGUUCAGGAACCCAGUGCAAGUUUGAUAGGAUCAUCUACAUUUGGUUGGUGGCAUUACAGGGUAUAAGAUAUUGUUUGUUUGUUAAUAUAUGCACUGUAUAUAAGUCUAAACUGUUAACUCCAGUUAUGAGUAAAGCCUUUGUAUAAUAGAACGCUUACAUGAUAUUAUCAGAUGACACAUUUAUUUGUGUAUAGAGCACCAUAACACCUUUGUGAAUUAUUCUGUUAAGUAAUCGCCUUUACACGUUAAGUGCAGUUGUACUCUAUGGAAGGUGCAAUAUUGUAUUUAUUUUGAUACAGUUCUUCUCUAUGAAGCUUUAUUAUGUGAGGUUUUUCCAUGGAAAACUAAAAAGAUAAACUUCACACAUUUAAUCAGUUUUGGAUUAAGGCGUACUUUGGGUCAGACAAAUCAGGCCAUGUUCUCGCCAAAAUUCAUAAAUCUUCCAUAAGCAAAUUGUUGAUCCUGUCUAACCGUGCUUCCAGGAUAAUUUGCUAGACGGCUGGAUGUUUCCUCACAGCGACUAUAAAACUGUUGUGCCUCUAUUUUUUCAGUAAAAUGGAACAUUCCGAGCUCGGAGCUACACGUAGUUCUACAUAAGCCAACCCGACCAUCAGUGCACCUGGGACUCAUAACAGUGGAUUUUUGUUGAUGUUAUAUUAUAAUGUUCCUCUAGAGGGUGUUCGAUAACAUCAUAGUAGUACUUGAUAUACAUACAGAGCGAAAGAGAGUAGUGUCGAAAAAGAUGUGGUGUUCCCAAACAAGAAAUGCUAUUCUACCCACAAUUUACCUGAACUGAGAAUUCAAACAAAUAUGGAGUCCCUGGAGGACUGGCUUUGGUCUGUUAGGUGGAACCGAGCAGGAUGUUUUUAAAAAGAAAAAUACACAUUUGAAGAGUUUGGUGAGAGUUUAGGCAUUCUUAUCAAAUGAUGGGACUAAAAAUUAGACUUAAUUCACGACAGCAUUCAUUAAUCAAUUAUAGAUUACAACUGGUUUUGCUCCAGGAUCCGGAUUUCGCCUUCAGCGUCACAUGGCGCCAAACGCAGGGCCGAAUAGUUUAUUGUACACAAAGGAAUAAGAAAAUGUCUUUAAAAGUCAUUAAUAUUAUCAUGAACUGCAUAGAACAUUGACAAUAUUGUGAAUGCGCAAACAGUACAAGUGUGAUUUACACUUUUUAUAGCUUGUGUGUUUGGUUUCUAAAUGCUCUCGGCAGCCAAUAAUUCACCACAUAAAACACAUUAUGGUCUGCACAAACCAUGUUUAUUCUUGUUGUAAGUGAACCCGUAUUUAAUGUAGUUUGGCCUUGUCCAUAUUGACAUUAUGUCUAGCCUCCACCAAAUGAAAGAUGAACUUAAUACCCUCCAGUUUGAUUGGACGCAUAAUGCUGGACGUACAAAUUGAAAGAUGAGGAAAACAAUUUCUCCUCUCUUUUAAAAGUUGAUAAGCCUUUUUAUAUUUCUAUCCUAACUACACACAAUUAUACAGUUAAUGGCAUUCUAGCAGAUGAGAAUCACUGGCGUCCAUAAUAAAGACACAACAGUGCGGCCUGCUUUUAUCAGCAAUUUGUCCAUUGCGGUUUAAUUGGCAACUAAAUGUAUCUCACUUCCCGUCUUCUCUCAUUAGUGAGCAUCUGCUGAGGUUUCAGCAUCUGCCUGUAGGCAUUUCAGGUUAGCUGUUUAAUCCAUCGGCAGGCCCACAUGAAAUCUGCGCCAGCAGAACUCCGCGAAAACCUCUGCCCCUUUUUAAAACCCAUUCACAGAUAUUUUCUCUAAAAUCAAUGCAUCUGGGCUUAUUCAUAGGUGACAGAAAAAU